Molecule: messenger RNA, 3462 nt
Organism: Salarias fasciatus (jewelled blenny)
Lineage: Eukaryota; Metazoa; Chordata; Actinopteri; Blenniiformes; Blenniidae
Gene: map3k9
Product: mitogen-activated protein kinase kinase kinase 9
Exons: 11
Coding region: 179-3268 (1029 amino acids)
Biological process (GO): protein phosphorylation
Molecular function (GO): protein binding; JUN kinase kinase kinase activity; ATP binding
Source: RefSeq, a predicted model, not a curated record
GGUGCGGCAGCGGCCGCAGCAGGAUGGAGCCUCCGGUUUCCUGCAGUGUUGCUUUUCCGGAUUAGCCGCUACUUAAAGCGUGUUCUGUGCGCGAGCGGCGCGCGGAGCCGCCUGCAGCCGGCCCGCGUCAGGUGGAUGCGCCUGCGGUGAUCCAGGUCGCCCCUAUGGAUCCGCGUCCAUGGAUGUCUCCAAGCCCGCUUUGGACAGUAGUUUGAGUCCCAAGGCGGAAGAAGCAGAGGCAGAUGUUUUCCGCUGGCCCGCCCCGGAGGACGGCGGCGGCGCGCCGGACGCGGGACCCGCCGCCCCGGGAUUCUGGACCGCCGUCUUCGACUAUGAAGCCACUGCGGAGGACGAGCUCAGCCUGCGCAGGGGCGACCUGGUGGAGGUCCUGUCCAAGGACUCCCUGGUGUCGGGGGACGAGGGCUGGUGGACCGGGAUGAUCGCGGACCGGGUCGGGAUCUUCCCCUCCAACUACGUGAGCAGAGGGAGCCGCAUCCCGGAGGACGGCGCGGAGCGGCGGCAGUACGCGGUGCCUCCUCUGCACCUCUUGGAGAUCGACUUCUCCGAGCUCACCCUGGAAGAGAUCAUCGGGGUCGGCGGCUUCGGGAAAGUGUACCGCGCGGUGUGGCGGGGCGCCGAGGUGGCGGUGAAGGCGGCGCGGCGGGACCCGGACGAGGACCCGGAGCAGACCCUGGAGAGCGUCCGGCAGGAGGCCAAGCUCUUCGCCAUGCUCAGCCACCCCAACAUCAUGGCCCUGCUGGGCGUGUGUCUGCAGGAGCCCAACCUGUGCCUGGUCAUGGAGUACGCCCGGGGCGGCCCGCUCAACCGGGCGCUGGCGGGGAAGCGCAUCCCGCCGUGCACGCUGGUGGACUGGGCGGUGCAGAUCGCCCGGGGCAUGCACUACCUGCACAGCCAGGCCAUCGUCCCCAUCAUCCACCGGGACCUCAAGUCCAGCAACAUCCUGAUCCUCGAGAGGGUGGAGAUGGAGGACCUCAGCAACAAGACCCUAAAGAUCACAGACUUCGGUCUGGCUCGCGAGUGGCACCGCACCACCAAGAUGAGCGCCGCCGGCACCUACGCCUGGAUGGCCCCCGAGGUCAUCCGCUCGUCCACGUUCUCCAAGGGUAGCGACGUCUGGAGUUACGGCGUGCUGCUGUGGGAGCUGCUGACCGGAGAGGUCCCGUUUCGAGGCAUCGACGGCCUGGCCGUGGCCUACGGCGUCGCCAUGAACAAACUGGCCCUGCCCAUUCCUUCAACCUGCCCCGAGCCUUUCGCACGCCUCAUGGAGGACUGCUGGAGCUCGGACCCCCACUGCCGGCCGCACUUCACCACCGUGUUGGACCAUCUGACGGCCAUCGAGGAGUCGGGCUUCUUCGAGAUGCCGGCCGAGUCUUUCCACUCUCUGCAGGACGACUGGAAACUGGAGAUCCAGGAAAUGUUUGAUCAGCUGAGGACCAAGGAGAAGGAGCUGCGGUCGUGGGAGGAAGAGCUGACCCGCGCCGCGCUGCAGCAGAAGUGUCAGGAGGAGGCGUUGAGGAGGCGCGAGCAGGAGCUGGCGGAGCGGGAGAUCCACAUCCUGGAGCGCGAGCUCAACAUCAUCAUCCACCAGCUGUACCGGGAGAAGCCGCACGUGGAGAGCAGGCAGGGCAAGUUUCGCCGCAGCCGCCUUAAGCUCAAGGAUGGGAACAGGAUCAGCCUGCCUUCAGAUUUCCAGCACAAAAUCACGGUGCAGGCGUCUCCCUCUCACGACCGGCGGAGGAGUUUGCUGAGCAGCGGUUCGAGUCCUCCGACCAGCCCGCCGAUGCUGCCUCGCCUCAGAGCCAUCCAGCUGACUCCGGCGGACGGCUGCGCGGUCUGGGGGCGCGGUGCGGGCUUCCAGCAGGACGAGGAGGAGUGCGAGAGGAAGGGCUCCAGGAAGAAGGGCCGGUCGCGCGGGUGCGGCCCCUACAGGGAGCACAGCGCCGACGCCAGUGUGAAGCCCCCCCACGAGGGCAGCAGGCAGCGCUCCUGCAGCGCCCCCAACCUCCGCAGAUCCCCCAGACACAGCCCCGCCGUGCCCGGAGUGCCCAGCCUGGUGGAGAUGGAAAAUGAAGAUUGCUGCUUUACCACGGAGCCGGGAGCCGCUCCCGGACAGUCCUACCUCUGCAUUCCCUUCCACAAGGAUGCUACCGCCGCCGCCGCCGAGGCGGAGGGGGAGGAGUACUGCAUCAGCAGCCAGGUGCCCGGGACCCCCCCCUGCAGGAAGAGCCCGGGGGGGGGCCGGCGCUCCGAGCUGGUGCUGCUGGGCUGCGGGGCGCUGCUGGCGGCGGUCGGCCUGGGCUACAACCUCCUGGCCUUGGCUCAGCCGGAGGAGAACAUCAAGCCGCGGUGGGACGGCUUCUUCCACAAAGCGGGGGGCCAGAGACGCGCCUGCAGCCCCCCCACGCGCAGACUGUUCCGGCGGGAGAGCCCGCUGAAGCCCCAGCCGCCCCCCCUGCCCUCCUCCUACACGCUGCUGUCCCUGUCGUCGGUGUCCGACUGUAACUCCACUCGCUCGCUGCUGCGCUCCGACAGCGAGGAGCUGCUGGUGUGCCGGCCCGCCACCCCCCCGGCCAAACCCCCUCCCGCCCCGGUCAACCCGCUGGUCAACACUUACCUGGAGAGCUUCAAGCGUAACCCCCGCCAGUCCCUCACGCCCACACACGUGCCCUCGGCCCCCGCCUCGUCCCGGAGCCUCCGCCGGACCCCGUCGGACGGAGCCAUCAAGAAGAGCUGCCCCCCCAGUCUGGAGCCGCUGCCGGAGAAAGCCCCCCUGGAGAACAUAGCUGCGACGGGCGUCUUCAGAGGUUUGAAGGAAGACUGCUCUGAGGUCCCCCGUCUCCCGGAUCCCAAUGUGGUCUUCCCCCCGACGCCUCGCCGCCGCUGUGCCCCGGAGCGCCCCAAAACGCUGGACUUUGUGGCCCGGCCUCGGCCCUCCCCUCGGGCGCGCUCCGACGUGUUCUGGGCCGAGACGAGGCCCAGGGGCAACGGACAGGUCCUGGGGAGCGGCGAGUCCCCGGCCAACACCUCCAGCACAGAGACUCCGCCCACUGUGGAGUUUGGGAGAGACCCGGCGGUGCCGCCGACCCCCCUGGAGGCCCCCACGCCCUACUCGCCCCACAGGAACCAGAACCUGCUGGACCAGCAGGACGAGGGUCAGUGUCGGGACGGCACGCUGCCCCUCUGCAGGCCCGAGAGCAGCUUCCCCAAAGACUCGCCCUACCGCUACAAGCCGGGCUUCUGGUCCUGACUCGGCAGGGUCCAACACACCGAGGUGACCGGACCCGGACCCAGACCCGGAUUAUCACAACGGGGUCACUUCAUAUUUCUGAAAUGAAUCUGGGAUCAGUUCAGUGAAUCACUGAAUGGUCACUGAAUCACAUUUACUGUGAAUGUUUCACUUUUCUUUCUCUUAUUUGUUUGUAAAUCUUUGAAUUUGGUAUC